UCAGAACUUGUCACAAUUGAUGAAGAAAAUGGCCCUGUUACCGGUGUCAAAUGGGCUCCCGAUGGACGGCACAUUGCUGUUGGCCUGAACAACUCGGAGGUUCAGAUAUGGGAUUCGACAGCAGCUAGACAGUGCAGCUGAGAACUUUGAGAGGCAUUCAUGGGUCACGAGUUGGUGCUUUGGACUGGAACAAUCACAUUUUGACUACUGGUGGCAUGGAUGGUCAGAUCAUUAACAAUGAUGUUAGAGUGAGGGCACACAUUGUUGAAACUUAUAGAGGACAUACUCAAGAAGUUUGUGGACUUAAAUGGUCAGCCUCGGGUUCACAGCUAGCAAGUGGUGGAAAUGAUGAUCUACUCCACAUAUGGGACAGUUCCAUGGCUUCAUCUAAUUCUCCAACACAGUGGCUGCACAGGCUCGAGGAACAUACUGCUGCUGUCAAAGCUCUUGCCUGGUGUCCUUUCCAGGGUAAUUUACUGGCCUCUGGUGGAGGUGGAAGUGACCAGCGCAUAAAAUUCUGGAACACGCACUCUGGUGUGUGCUUGAACUCGGUUGACACUAGCUCACAAAUUUGUGCUUUAUUGUGGAGUAACAAUGAGCGUGAAAUGCUUAGCUCUCACGGGUUUACAGAAAAUCAGCUCACUCUCUGGAAAUACCCCUCCAUGGUGAAAAUAGCUGAGCUCACUGGGCAUACAUCAAGAGUUCUUUUUAUGGUUCAGAGCCCGGAUGGAUGCACAGUUGCAUCAGCAGCAGGAGAUGAAACUCUGAGGUUUUGGAAUGUUUUUCGGAUGCCUAAAGUGGCAAAACCUGCAUCCAAGACAAAUUCCGAGCCAUUUGGUCACUGGAACAUUCGAUGAUUGUUGGCAUGAGAAAGCAAAGCAGAUUCUUUACUGCAUGAAAUUCUAAGAUCGAAGAAAACAAAAAUGAUUAACAAGUCCAUAGGGGGUUUCUACUGACAAUUGGGUUUCUGCAAUUCCACCCCGACAGUGCCUUUUUUUCUAAUGCCUUCGUAUUUUCUCAUGCGAAGUUCAGUUACACUGCGUAUUGUCUUUUAAGCUACACAUGUCCAUAGGUACAAAUUAUUGACAAUACGACUGAAAAUCAACUUCUGGAAAGACAGAAAGCAAGUCCACCAAAGAUGCACAAAACAAAGUUGCAGAAGCUAGAAACUUUUUUUGAAACGUCUCCAGGGAACUGGUGAUGCAGUUAUGUUACACUCACAAAAUAAGAGCAGCCUCAGACAGCUGGAGUUAACAUUCACUCUGUGCGACUAAUUGAGGAACAUAGAGGUGUUAGAGGCUUGGGCCAAUCAAAGAGAAGCUGCUGGUUUAAGGGCUAGCUUGAAUACAUUGAUGUUCGAAAUACAACGCUCACAUCAAUUAUCUGCUGAGAGGAAAGGAAGAUGAAAAUUUCUAGUUCGUGAUCUGAGGCGAUGAAGAUAUUAGUGCAUCAAGGCAUAAUAGGGUUAUAUCUUGAAAUGUAUGCUGAAUUAAGCAACAAAAAUUUGAGAACUAUGGUGAAAAUUGCUCAAACUUUGGAAAAUAAGAUUUUAGUAGAUUUUCAUAAAAAUUGAUAAAAUAUGUAGUUGAAAAAUUGCAAAUCCUA
Olea europaea var. sylvestris is the source of this 1605-nucleotide messenger RNA. Its product is annotated as cell division cycle 20.1, cofactor of APC complex-like. Gene Ontology annotation, biological process: positive regulation of ubiquitin protein ligase activity; positive regulation of anaphase-promoting complex-dependent catabolic process; anaphase-promoting complex-dependent catabolic process. Lineage: Eukaryota; Viridiplantae; Streptophyta; Magnoliopsida; Lamiales; Oleaceae. Bases 216 to 857 code for a protein of 213 amino acids. The record is from RefSeq and is a predicted model, not a curated record. Gene Ontology annotation, cellular component: anaphase-promoting complex. Gene Ontology annotation, molecular function: ubiquitin ligase activator activity; anaphase-promoting complex binding; protein binding. The transcript has 6 exons.